Talpa occidentalis (Iberian mole) is the source of this 5509-nucleotide messenger RNA. RefSeq names its product beta-1,3-galactosyltransferase 1 (gene B3GALT1). The transcript is spliced from 4 exons. Gene Ontology annotation, cellular component: membrane. Bases 868 to 1848 code for a protein of 326 amino acids. Gene Ontology annotation, molecular function: N-acetyl-beta-D-glucosaminide beta-(1,3)-galactosyltransferase activity. The record is from RefSeq and is a predicted model, not a curated record. Lineage: Eukaryota; Metazoa; Chordata; Mammalia; Eulipotyphla; Talpidae.
CAGACCCCUGUUCCCGACCUGCCCUGUGCCCUGCAGGCCUGCCACAACAUCACUACAUUCUGCUUUGCCUUUGUGUGCUUGCGUGGCCAGACCCUGCAAGUUUCAGGGUCCCUGGGUGCCCCUCAGUCACAUGCUAAGAAGUAGAAAAUCUGGUCAGAGACUGGGAAGGCCAGUGGAGACCAGAAGGGGGUACUGUACGGUGAAGGAGUUAAAAAUCAGGCUUUUUUACGCCCUCCCACGACUUGCGUCUGGCCGGCACCUGUGGUCUUGCACGCCCCCCUUGAUUAUGGACACCUGGGCCCAAAGAGCCAUGGGCCUCUGCAUGUAGAAGGCGCACACCUGGGCCUAGAAAAGAGGCAGGAGAGGACACAGCAGCAGCAUUCUGAGGCUGCAGAAUAAGAUGAGAACGCCAGGGAGAGCCCAAGAGAGAGCAGAGACCCAUUAGAGAUACUUCAAGAACUGCUCAGCCCAAGAGUAAAGAGAAUUUGUGAAAACACAGAGCUUUACCCUGAGAGGAGUGCAGAAGUUUUCAUUAUAAGGAUUCUGCAGUUUGCUAAGCAGCAGAUUCUCCUGGCAUGAACCACUGCAAAUCUCCUCACCACACAGAGACCAUCUUUUGUGUCCUGCUUGGCCCAGCAGAAUUAAGAGGAAGAUUUGUGAGGCCUGGAGCCUUCCAUCAGGUUUGGAAGAAAGGAAAGUGAAUGCAGAGAUGCCAGAGUGCCACUGAGACCAUGGACAAUCCCACACUCACGCUUCUGUGUUGAACUUUAAGAUUUAUGUGUAAUAUGCUGCCUCUGCAAGAUGAAAAAAAGCUAAUGCCAACAAGGCCUAUUCUUCAGUAUUUGGAGUAGACGUGCUCUCAAGACAAUGGCUUCAAAAGUCUCCUGCUUAUAUGUUUUGACAGUUGUGUGCUGGGCCAGUGCUCUCUGGUACUUGAGUAUAACUCGUCCUACUUCCUCCUACACUGGCUCCAAGCCCUUCAGCCACCUAAUAGUUGCUAGGAAAAACUUCACCUUUGGCAACAUAAGAACUCGGCCUAUAAACCCACAUUCUUUUGAAUUUCUUAUUAAUGAACCCAAGAAAUGUGAGAAAAAUAUUCCUUUCCUUGUUAUCCUCAUCAGCACUACCCACAAAGAAUUUGAUGCCCGCCAGGCAAUUCGAGAGACUUGGGGAGAUGAGAACAACUUUAAAGGGAUUAAGAUCGCAACUCUCUUCCUCCUGGGCAAGAACUCUGAUCCUGUUCUGAACCAUAUGGUGGAGCAAGAGAGCCAAAUCUUCCAUGACAUUAUCGUGGAGGACUUUAUUGACUCCUACCAUAACCUUACCCUCAAAACUUUAAUGGGGAUGAGAUGGGUGGCCACUUUUUGUUCAAAAGCCAAGUAUGUCAUGAAAACAGACACUGACAUUUUUGUAAACAUGGACAACCUUAUUUAUAAACUACUAAAACCUUCCACCAAGCCAAGAAGAAGGUAUUUCACUGGCUAUGUCAUCAAUGGAGGGCCUAUUCGGGACGUGCGCAGUAAGUGGUAUAUGCCCCGGGACAUGUAUCCUGACAGUAACUACCCACCCUUCUGCUCGGGGACUGGCUAUAUCUUUUCAGGCGAUGUGGCCGAACUCAUUUACAAGACCUCACUCCAUACAAGGCUUCUUCACCUUGAAGAUGUGUAUGUGGGACUGUGUCUUCGAAAGCUGGGCAUACAUCCCUUCCAGAACAGUGGCUUCAAUCACUGGAAAAUGGCCUACAGUUUGUGUAGGUUUCGUCGAGUUAUCACCGUGCAUCAGAUCUCUCCAGAAGAAAUGCACAGAAUUUGGAAUGACAUGUCAAGCAAGAAGCAUCUCAAAUGCUAAGAUUUUUACUGAUGUAAAUACAUUUCUUUGCUUUUUUUAAGAAAUGGGGCCUGGGGUGUUGAUAUUUUACAGGUGUCACCAGGCGAGAUGAACUGGUGAGGGGUUUUGUAAAAAGUUUUUUCCUUUCCGUUCUUAGUUCCUUUCUUGGAAUUGCAAAUGUUAGACUCUGGUUAUAGAAACAAUACAUGAGUUAGAAGGACCAGGUCUCAUCCUCAGGUCCUAAGGCAUUGCUAUUGAUCUCAAAAAGCAACUUCCUAACAACUGCUAGGAUUCACAUACUAUGUAUCUGAGAGAAAAAAAAAUCUGGUUCUGGGAAACUGUAACAGUAAUGUCUUCAUAUCAUCUCUGCAAAAAAUAAGUAAAUAACUUUAUCAAAAACAAUUCAGAAAUGCACAGUCAGGAAGACUUGCUAGAUGUGAUUAUUAAUAUUGUAUGUGCUGUUACAUUGAAUUUUUACAUAUAUUACCAUAUAAUGUGUACAGUAUCUUUGGUUCCUCCAAGAGAUGAACUUAGUACUGGCAGGAGGUUGCAGUUAAAAAAAUGGAAAUUUAAACCUGAGACUCAGAUAUUCUAUGUGUUUGGAAGACAGCUCUGCUUGCUCAUCCAAGGAGUAAACCUAGUCAGUAGGUGGAAUGUAUAUAAAAUGCUGCUUAGCAAGGUAAACAAGAAAUUUGGUUUUUUGCUCUUUCAGAACAAACAUUACCUGGUGCCUCCAAGGAGACUUUGCCAAACAUAAUCUCAUCUGUUCCCCCCACACAGUGUCGCUAAAUGCAUUUUACAGUAUCUGGCUCAGAUAGGCACAUGUGUAGAAAUAAGUUGGUAAGAAGCCAGAACAACAAUAAAUCACAUGGAGAAAAUAUGAAUUUCUGUAUACAUGAUAAUUAGCAUAAGUUUAGCAAUAGUAUAAGAUGCCCCUCCCACACAUUUACAUUUGCAAAACACGUGAGAAAAUCUCUUCGUGGGUACCAAUACUAUCGAAUGAGUUAGCCCUGAAAUUUAUAGAUACAAUAUUCUCUAGCAUCCUAAGCACCUAAGUACCUCUAGCAGCGAUGCUGUUGGGAGGUGUUCUGGAGAUUUGGUGAUGAAGGUUCAGGAGAACAAAGGGUGGGGAAGCUUGGGGUCAGGGCUCAUGGAUGCCAUUGUACUUACUGGGUAUGUGAGCAAGAAUCUCCUACCUACUGUGCUUCAAUAUGCUCACUUAUAAAAUGGCUGGAAAUAACACCUACCUCACAGGUGCUGUGAGAUCAAAUUGCAUUUGGUAACUCUUCUGAUGCCCUUAGUUACAAGGUGCUACUUCAUGCAGUGUAUUGGGCAUUAUGCUACAUGCUAAAAUUAUGACAGUGAUGGUCAUCAGUGGUAGUAACAUCUUAAUAUAAAUUCUACCCCCAGAAUAUUUAAUAUGAACUAGUAGUGUAUCAGUCCUUCAAUGACAUUCACUUUUCCUUGGAUAAAGGUUAGGUGUUGGGGAAGCUUCAGUUUCUCUGUCAUUUCGUCUGGUUUCAAUGAAUACAUUAUUACUUCAGUACAUUGCCUUGAUAUUCCAGGGUGCUGAAAGUGGAGGCAGCUACCUUUCUUUGGGGAGGAGCCUCUGACUGAGGAUAUAUUGUAAUUGAAGUACUUGCUUUGCAAAAUGUGUCACAUCAACUUAGAUCUCAGGAAACAUUUCAUCUGAAUUGUCAGUGAGAACCUUGAGGACAGUUUUAAGUGAUCCACCUCUAUCAGAAGUGUAGCCACUCAGCAAAGCCACACACUGACCAUCUACCAAUCAUUAGAAAACCUGUUUCAAUCAAAGAAAGCCUCACAACUGAAAGAGUACAGCUUUUUUUUUUUUUUAACGUGACUCUUCAAAGCCCCCGUGAAAGUUGAUAGGAAACAGGUUGAAAAAAUGAAAUGGAAAUCAUGGACUAUUUCUUGAAAAUAUUGGCUCUGUCAUCCCCAGCCCAAAAGAACCCAAUAUGACACAGCCCUUCUUAGCCUUUAAUACAUUUUCAUCUUAGUCAGCAGGAAUGCUGAGUUUGAUUAGAAAACGGUAUUAGAUAGCCUGGGGAGAUAGAUCCACACAAGGUGAGCCACCUCCCACCCCUCCCCCUUCGACUGCUGUGAAUUCCUAUCACUUGAAAAUUCCUGAUUUUGUACUUGGCUCGUCUUUCAGUUAUGCAGCAAAUCAAGUGUCUGUCUUAACUAUCAUAUUGCGACUACCUUAUGCUCGGUCAAGCCACCUUUGGUGUGAAGGAAUUGCACAUUAUAAGCAUCAUACAUAUAUGUACAUCGAUGAAUUGUUCUGUGUGUGUGUAUACAUAAUGAAUAGAGCCCUAAUCGUUAAACAGAGCAAAAAUCAGAGCAUCGUAUGUCUUAAAGAACUAUUUCCUAACUCUUACGCUAGGUAGUGCCCAUGUGACCAACAUAUAAAUAUUCAUCAGAGACCAUAUGUAUAUAUUUUAAAGACAUUUUUUUCUUCUCCCAAAUUGUACUGAUAGCUAGAAUCUGCUUGCUAUGUAACAUUUUCUUCUGCAUGAAACUUGGUGAGGCAAGGCCAUUGGUUCAGUGUUUCAACAGCCUAAAGCAUGUUUGCCCUUUGUUUUUUGAAUGUUCAAAAAUAUUUACGUCGAGUGAUCCAGAAAAACUAUAAUUUUAUAUUUUGUUAAUUUCAUGGCAUUGGUCAAAUUAUACUGUCAAUCAUUUAAGUCAUUUUUUAAAAGUUAGCAUUUCUUUGACAUCAGAUAUUUCAGAGUAUUGUACCAAGAGUCAUCCAGGCAAUUUUUACAAAACCUUCUGACUGUUCCCCCCACCUGUUUUGUUUAUUGUGUAUUGGAAAACAAAAGGGAACAGUAAUCAAUUUUUGUAUUCUUAAAAUUUCUUUUUUUGAAAUUUCUUUUUGGAUAAAAAGUUUUAUUUUUGGUGUCUAGUGUUUGCGGCUUUGUGUCUUCUUACAUUAGAGCAAAUGCCAGUGUCAAUAUAUAGUGGUGUGUUUUUAAGUAACCAAAAUCAAACAUGAAGAUCAUUUUCGAUUUGGAUUAAAUUCAAAAACAACAAAACCCCUUUAGGUGGUAUGACAUGGGGAAAAUAAACUCUUUACAGAGAAGUCAAGGAAGGAAUUUUUCAAUCAAAUCUCUUCUAUCAAAGACAACGGAAUAUUUGCAUUAACGCAUCGGGGAUUCAUUUUCUACCUUUCCUAAUCUGUGGGUUUCGUGGGGGAAUUGACUGUCAUUUCUUCUGUAAAGGUGAAGAUAGUUUUUAUAAGCAGCAGUAACUUGUGAAUGAAAAAAGUAAUUUACUAGAAACGCUUGAUGAUAAUUGACAUUUAGGUAUAUUGUUAUAUAUGAAUGAUUGUAUUUAUGUAUUUAUUUGUCAAAAUUGUACAUACUAUUUCGCCAAACGUAAUUGUCUGUAAAAGUGCACUCUCCAGGUUUGUAGUACUGUUUAGGGUUACAUGGGUUGCCAAACAAGCUGCUAAUCAGAAUACUAUUUUUUUGUAUCAAUGUUAUAAAAUUGAAAAUUGACAAAUAGAUGCUGAGAUGUCUUAAAUUCAGUUUUUUCACCUUCCUCUUGAAACAUUAACUGUUGAUUGAAAGCACGAUGCUAAUGUAUAAGCCCAUCUGUCAUGAGGAAGAUUAUGGUUUCAUAAAGCUGAUUUUUUAAAACAUUGGGACAAAUAAACAGA